AUGUUGACCAGAUUUUCUCGUUCAUUUGUGCCGAAUGGUGUUUCAUCAUCAUUGAUUAGAUAUCGACCAUUGUCCAUCUCAAAUAUAUUUUUUCAAGGUGCUAAAACUAAAGACGAAAAAGUGUUACGUGUUGAAGAUUCAUUAAAAGAUUUAUCAUCAGUUAAAUGGAGAACUGAUUAUAAUGGAAAACGUUUAUGGCCACAUGAUCAAUGGCCUGAACGUGAUUUAGUUAAUUAUCCACUAUAUAAACUUCGUGAAGCACCAAAUCCAGUUCGUUGGUAUUGUGUACCUGAAUCAUAG
Messenger RNA from Rotaria sordida, 300 nucleotides. The record is from the annotation of a GenBank genome assembly. Lineage: Eukaryota; Metazoa; Rotifera; Eurotatoria; Philodinida; Philodinidae.